Molecule: messenger RNA, 1149 nt
Organism: Lycium barbarum (goji berry)
Lineage: Eukaryota; Viridiplantae; Streptophyta; Magnoliopsida; Solanales; Solanaceae
Exons: 2
Coding region: 1-1149 (382 amino acids)
Source: RefSeq, a predicted model, not a curated record
AUGAGCUUGGAGAAAUAUUUUCGUAAAGUACCAAAAACAAGUUCGGCGUCUCAAAAUCAAAAUCAACUACAUCGAGAUGAAAAUGCGGACCAAAUAGAAAUACCAUCUCACUUUUCUCUGAGACAAAAAUUUGAUGUAAAUGAUCUAAAGACUGACCCGGCUGAAAGAACUCCAAUUUUGGAUUAUCAUUCAAACAUUCGUGAUGAGAUAAGGAGGGCAUACAUUCAAAAACGUCCUUGCCAACCUCAGGGUCAUGUGUUCCCUAAAACUAACUUUUUUGGAAUACCACGUCGUUUUGUUUCUGGAUGGUUUGAUGAAUAUCCUGAUUGGUUGGAAUAUAGUACAAGUGCAAAUGCAGCUUAUUGUUUGCCUUGCUAUUUCUUCAAAGGCGAAAACAUUAAUCAAGGUGGCGGUGAAGCUGCAUUUCACAAGUUGGAUGAUAAAGGUAAGCAUGACUAUUUGGUUCGCUUAAAUGCUUCAAUUGAUGUGGUAAGACUUCUCCUAAAUCAAGGUUUGGCACUCCGCGGUCAUGAUGAGAGUGAAUCGUCAUUGAACAAUGGUAAUUUUCUUGAAGUUCUUUCAUGGUACGCCGAUAGAUGUGAGGAGAUUAAACCUUAUGUGUUGGGAAAUGCUCCAAAAAAUAAUAAAAUGACUUCUCAUGAUAUCCAAAAAGAUAUUGUGACUGCGUGUAAGAUUGAAACAAUUAAGGGUAUAAUAAAGGAUCUAAAUGGUGACUACUUUGCUUUAUUGGUUGAUGAAUCUAGAAAUGUGUCACGCAAAGAGCAAAUGGCUAUUUGCUUGCGAUAUGUUGAUAAAAAGGGAUUUGUGAUGGAGGCAUUUAUUGGACUUGUUAAUGUUAAAGAUACUAGUGCUUUAUCUCUGAAGAAAACAAUUGUGGAUGUGCUUGCUCACCAUUCUUUAACUUUAUCUUAUGUACGUGGGCAAUGUUAUGAUGGGGCAAACAAUAUGCAAGGUGAGCUAGGUGGUCUUAAAACAUUGAUUAAACAAGAAAGUAGAUCAGCUCAUUCUAUUCAUUGUUUUGCUCAUCAACUCCAAUUGACUCUUAUCGCGGUUUCUAAAAAGUGUAUUCAGGUGGGAGAACUUGUACUAUUGGUUUUGAAAUAUGACUGUGUUGGGAGCUUCUUUUAA